This is a messenger RNA of Perca flavescens (yellow perch), 5882 nucleotides long. RefSeq names its product patatin-like phospholipase domain containing 6 (gene pnpla6). NCBI's taxonomy places the organism in Eukaryota, Metazoa, Chordata, Actinopteri, Perciformes, Percidae. The transcript is spliced from 37 exons. The record is from RefSeq and is a predicted model, not a curated record. Bases 117 to 4277 code for a protein of 1386 amino acids. Gene Ontology annotation, biological process: phosphatidylcholine metabolic process. Gene Ontology annotation, cellular component: endoplasmic reticulum. Gene Ontology annotation, molecular function: phosphatidylcholine lysophospholipase A1 activity.
GGAGGGGCUUCCUCAGAGAUGAUUUCCGUUUUAUGUUAUUUGACAGUGACGAUUGACGGGAGUCCAUCAGCUCAGUAGCCAUUGAUGGACCACCCCUAUGAAGAAACAGGGUCACAAUGGGACAGAGUACCUCUGAACAAGAGGUCCAAGGAGACAACCCUGAGGACGGGUUUAAUAACAUCAAGACAUUUGUGGAGGAGGAACUACAGACGAGCAUGAUGGUGGGGAUGGUGAUUGGUGCGGGCAUCGCCAUAGUCCUCAUAGCCAUCCUCAUCUUCUUCAUCCUGCGGAGGAUCAAGCUUCGAAACAUAGAAGCUCAGGAAGCACCCAAAUACCGCUUUCGCAAGAGGGACAAAGUCAUGUUCUACGGGCGAAAGAUCAUGCGCAAAGUCUCACAAUCUACCUCUUCCCUGGUGGGUACAUCCUCCUCCUCUCGGCCGCGGCUAAAGAAGAAGCAGAAGAUGCUCAACAUUGCCAAAAAGAUCCUGCGCUUUAAGAAGGAGGUGCCCAUCCUGCAGGCCAAGGAGCCCCCUCCCUCAGUGCUUGAGGCUGACCUCACCGAAUUUGAUGUCGCCAACUCCCACCUCCCCUCUGAGGUGCUCUACAUGCUCAAAAAUGUCCGUGUGCUGGGUCACUUUGAGAAGCCCCUCUUCCUAGAGCUGUGUAAACACAUGGUGUUUGUGCAGUUCCAACAAGGGGAGUACGUCUUCCGGCCGGGCCAGCCUGACUGCAGCAUCUAUGUGGUUCAGGAUGGAAAACUAGAAUUGUGCCUUACUGGAAUUGAUGGCAAAGAAAGUGUUGUGAAGGAGGUUUACCCGGGAGACAGUGUCCACAGCCUCCUCAGCAUCCUGGAUGUCAUCACAGGCCACCAGAAGCCUUACAGAACUGUGUCGGCACGGGCUGCAGAGGUUUCCACUGUUCUCCGUUUACCUGUAGAGGCCUUCCUCUCUAUAUUUGAGAAGUACCCUGAGAGCCUGGUGCGGGUAGUACAGAUCAUCAUGGUUCGUCUCCAAAGAGUGACAGUCCUAGCCCUGCACAACUAUCUAGGGCUCACCAAUGAGCUCUUCAGCCAUGAGAUGCAGCCCUCGCGUCUGCCACCUCCGUCUCCCCACCCAACCCGCACCAGUCCCAUCCGGCAUGGCAAACGUUUUGGCAGCCUGACCGUUACAGAGGAGCAUCGGGAAGCUGCCAUUAAGGGUGAAGAUACAGGAGGAGAACAAGGGAAGGAUGGAGCAACAGUGCCAACUCUUAGCAGGACCAUCUCCAUGCCUGCGGACAUUGCUGGUAUGCAGAAAAGUCUCAGAUCAGACUUUGACAUGGCUUACGAAAGGGGACGGAUCUCUGUCUCUGCAGAGGAUGGCAACACUCCUGUGUUUACUAGGUCUGUAUGCCAGGACCAGCGGGAGCGGAGGGUGACAGUAGAUGAGGUUCCCUCAGGGAUCUAUCUGUAUCCGGAGGAAGAGUCGGGAGUGGACAAUAUCUCCACGCCUGUGUCCAGUCGAUCCAAUGCUGCUUUGUUUGAGGAAGCUCAGAAAGAGAUCCUCAAACUCAUGAAGAUUGAGGACCCAUCCUUGUUAAAUGGGAAAGUGACUCUGCACCAUGCAAAAGCUGGAGCUGUCUUAGCCAGACAGGGAGAUCAGGAUGUGAGUCUGCACUUCGUCCUGUCUGGUUGUCUGCACGUCUACCAGCGGAUGAUUGACAAGCAGGAAGCCGUCUGCUUGUUUGUGACCCACCCGGGGGAGAUGGUGGGCCAGCUCGCUGUGCUCACUGGAGAGCCCCUCAUCUUCACCAUCAAGGCCGUCCGAGACUGUACUUACCUCAAGAUCUCAAAGUCAGAUUUCUACGAGAUCAUGAGGGAGCAGCCCAGUGUGGUGCUGAGUGCAGCUCACACGGUGGCCGUCCGCAUGUCCCCUUUUGUCAGGCAGAUGGACUUUGCUAUUGACUGGAUGGCUGUGGAGGCUGGCAGAGCCCUCUACAGACAGGACGACCAGUCAGACUGCACCUACAUUGUUCUGAAUGGACGUCUACGUUCAGUCAUCCGCAAGACAAAUGGCAAAAAAGAACUAGUUGGGGAAUACGGCAGAGGAGACCUCAUCGGGGUGGUGGAGGCCUUGACCAGACAGCCAAGAGCCACCACUGUCCACGCUGUGAGAGACACGGAGCUGGUCAAACUACCCGAGGGAACACUCAACAACAUCAAAAGACGAUAUCCCCAGGUGGUGACGAGGUUGAUCCACUUGUUAGGCCAGAAAAUUCUGGGAAACCUGCAGCAGGGUCGCGGGCCCUUCUCAGGGUCAGCCCUGGGUCUGCCCAGCGUGACAGCCAGUACUGAUGUCACCAACCCUGCCAGCAACCUCUCCACUGUGGCUGUCCUGCCUGUAUGUGACGAGGUGCCUAUCAAUGCAUUCAACAUGGAGCUCAGCCAUGCCCUCAGUGCCAUUGGGCCCACUCUGCUAUUAACCAGCGAAAUAAUCAAAGAGCGACUGGGCGCCUGUGCUUUGGACUGUAUCCAUGAGUACCGUCUCUCCGGCUGGCUGGCCCAGCAGGAGGACAUCAAUCGGAUUGUCCUUUACCAGACUGACAACAGCAUGACCCCGUGGACUCAGCGCUGCAUCCGCCAGGCUGACUGCAUCCUCAUCGUCGGCCUGGGGGACCAGGAACCUGCCCUUGGAGAGUUGGAGCAGAUGCUGGAGAACACAGCAGUUCGGGCUCUAAAACAGCUGGUCCUUCUGCACAAAGAGGAUGGGCCAGGCCCCUCCAGGACGGUCGAGUGGCUCAACAUGCGUAGCUGGUGCUCCGGGCAUCUUCAUCUCAAGUGUCCCCGCAGGGUCUUCUCCAGACGCAGCCCCAGCAAAAUAAGGGAUGUAUAUGAGAAGGUGUUUGAGAAAACGGCAGACAGGCACAGUGAUUUCUCUCGGCUGGCCCGAGUCCUGACAGGAAACAGCAUCGCCGUGGUGCUGGGAGGAGGCGGAGCCAGAGGCUGCUCUCAUGUGGGUGUGAUCAAAGCUAUGGAGGAAGCGGGGAUUCCUAUUGACAUAGUGGGUGGGACCUCAAUUGGCUCAUUCAUUGGCGCUCUGUACGCUGAGGAGAGGAGUGCCGUCAGAACCAAACAGAGAGCUAGAGAGUGGUCCAAGGCAAUGAAUUCAGUAUUCAAGACAGUCCUGGACCUGACCUAUCCCAUCACCUCCAUGUUCUCGGGUUCUGCCUUUAACACUAGCAUCUAUAAAGUGUUCCAGGACAAGCAAGCUGAGGACCUGUGGCUGCCAUACUUCAACGUUACCACUGACAUCACAGCCUCUGCCAUGCGUGUUCACCAGGAUGGUUGCGUCUGGCGAUAUGUUAGAGCCAGCGCCUCCUACACCCCCUAUUUACCUCCCCUGUGCGACCCCAAGGAUGGCCACUUGCUUGUGGAUGGUUGCUAUGUUAACAAUGUCCCAGGCUCUCUGUGGCGCUAUGUGCGGGCGAGCAUGACCCUAUCGGGGUACCUGCCGCCUCUCUGCGACCCCAAAGACGGCAACUUGCUAAUGGACGGUGGCUACAUCAACAACCUGCCAGCGGACAUUGCAAGGAACAUGGGCGCCAGAACAGUCAUUGCCAUCGACGUGGGUAGCCAAGAUGAGACAGACCUCUGUAACUAUGGUGAUAGCCUGUCUGGCUGGUGGUUGCUGUGGAAACGGAUCAAUCCCUGGGCAGAGAAAGUAAAGGUGCCAGACAUGGCAGAGAUCCAGUCUCGGUUGGCCUAUGUGUCUUGUGUGCGGCAGUUAGAGGUCGUAAAGAAGAGUGCUUACUGCGAGUACAUCAGACCGCCCAUCGACCGCUUCAAGACCAUGGACUUCGGCAAGUUUGACGAGAUCUAUGAUGUGGGCUACCAGCACGGAAAGUUGCUGUUUACUGGCUGGGCGCGAGGCGACAUUAUCGAGAACAUGCUGAAGGACCACCGUUCAGCCGACUACAACGACAGCAAGAGAACUGACUCCAGCACAGGAGCUGACUUCACUGACCUUGCAGAGAUUGUUUCCAGGAUAGAGCCAGUCCAAAGCUACGUAGCUGCAGAAGCGGAGGAGUCAGACUGUCUGACAGAGUACGAGGAAGACGGGAUGGACACGGUGAGAGAGGAGGAGGGGGAGGAAGAGGAGGAGGAGGCAGAGGACCCUGAGGACCACUCCCCUGGAGAGUGGGGCCAGAAUGGAGUCUUUCAGACUGAUGAGGAGAAAUCUGUGAGACAACGCAGGAAACUCACCAGUGACUCCAACACCUCCGAAGUCUCUGACUGUUGACAGAGGGCCAUGGAGGAGUAGAGGGAGUUUAAACAAGACCAAGGGCCAAAUUACGGGUCCAUAAACUGUCAAGGCGAGAAACUCCGCUCCUGCAACUUCUGAAACUCUGAAAUACGGAUUUUGUUUUUCUGCAGGAAAUCGCCGUUCAUGCCCUAAAUUGUUGAACCUUCUUUGCAUCGAGUGGCUUCCCCCUCGCACUCACACUGGCUUCAUCGGUUCACCAUCAAAAAUGAAUAUGGUUUUGAAUAGGAAUGGUCUUUUUAAUGUUUACCCCACCCAGCAGUUUCUCUCAUCACUUUCACACCCAACUUACACAUUGCCAGAAUCCCUGCCUGCCAACUCCCAAACCUGCCAAAACUGGGACUCCCCUAGAAACCUACACAACAAAACACUUAUAGCUUCCAAUUCACUCUCCUGUUUCUCACUUUCAAGUGGCCAAAAGGACCUUGUCUGUGUCUCUGAAUCUGUACGUGUGUCUGUACAUCUUCAUUGCGCUCCACGUUUUUACCCUAUUACGUGGCCCUUUCAUUUCUUGUGUGUGCUUGUUCGGAUGAGUGUGUAUACGUUGCCUGUGUGUUAGGAUGACUGUUUGCUGUGAUUUUUUUUUUUUUAAAUAAUAGCAGGAUACUGAAAAGAAAAGUAAGAAAUACAUGCAAUUGAGCUGUAGUUUGUAAUAUUAACUUUAGCAUUAGUAGGGAGUCAGGAAGGGGAAGCUGUAGGAGGAAUAGAUGUUCACGUAGACGGCAAAGUAGACUUUUUGUUGAAUGAACGGAGCAGAACGAGAAUUGAUUCAAAUUAGGAGACAUUUAAAGAGAAAGACGCGUUAAUGAAUGUAAAAAAGUUUUGAAAUAAAGUAGGAAGGUAAAAGUGCAUGGAUGGAAGAAAAGAGAUGGACCACUGAGUGUGUUCUUUUAAUUUAAUUUAUUUAAGAUUCACCGAGAAUAGAGGGAGCUUGAUUCGCUGUUGGUUGACUAAAUUGCACAGAGGAUGGGGAAAAUGUGUAAUGUAAAUUAAUUCAGGGUGAAUGAGAUGAGUUCAGUGAGAGGAUGACAAUGUGUCUGCGUAUGUGAAAUGUAGCAUUUCAGCUGUUAUGUUUGAGACGAUGCCAGAAAAAAGACGAUGCCUUGUCAACCAGUGUUCGAUCCACUCACAGUGACUGUGGAGAAGAGAGCGCUCAUUUGACUACACACUAAACAACAAACCGGUGUGUGCCCGCCUCUGCUUGCAGGAGGUCACACAUACAGUACUCAAGGUUCCUGCAUAUGGUGGACAAUAAGGUGUGUGUGAGGGUGUAUCUGAGACUGUACAACAAUGAAAAUCUUUAAAACCUAGCCAACAAAUUAUUGUCUGAUAAUACGCAGAAACCCUGAGUACUCCUUAACUUCAAAUGUGCAGAAAUUCACCUGAUGCAAGUAUUAACAAUUAACAUGGACCUAUUGUAGAUUGUAACAGGAGUAUAUUAUAAUAUACACAAAGUUCAUAUUCAUUUAUGUAUAUGAUGUGGAGAUUUGUAAGUUGAUGCUUUGCUGCAAAACAAGGGAACUUACACCUAAACAAAAAAAGGGUUUCUUCUUUUAAAAUUAAAGUUUUAUUUAUACGUGUUAA